GCCGAGUUAUUGUUCGCUAGCUAGCGCUGCCUCUCUCCGGCACCGCGAAGGUGUUCUCCCUCUCAUUCAGCAAUGACUACAGACACCGACUCAAACGCGAGGAGAGAGCAAAUCAAUGAACUGGCAAACGCCCUUUUGCGAAACCAUACGGGAGCCCGCGAUGCAGAAGUCGUGCACGACGUUGAAAGCAGCCUACAGAUGAACGGCUUCCUGGACCCAAGCGACCCAACUGAGCUCAUACAGACCCCGAGCAUCACUCGCGCUAUUAUUCACAUUCUGCUUGACAAGCACCUCUGUGGAUACAGCGUAGAAGAGCUGACAUCCUGGCACCAGAAUCCACUCGAUUUCCUACAAACCAUGCCUUAUAUUGGCUUUGUGAUGUUGCUUACGCACGUCAUUGUUCGCGCGCACCAAGCUGUACUCGAGAAUCCACGCUUGCUCCGGUCAGCUCGGUCAUCAAAGGUCGAACAAUCCGCCGCUUUCAUUCUGGAGAGACUUCCGCGUGUGUGGCAGGCGAUCUGGGACAUUAAAACACCAUUUCUUGACUUCCCUGGUCUGUACGGCACUACAUUAUACAAACAAUUCGCACUUUUGGGGCUUCGGCAAGUGCAGCUCGAGUUGCUCAGCGCCUCGAAACGAGUGGCUAAGUCUGAUCGCUUGGCGCAUGUUCAACUCGCAAUUUGGAUUUAUGGAGACGAGGCAGAGAUACGCUCGAUGGCGAGGGACCUGGCUUGUAGGAUCGUUAUGAGCGAAUUCAGAGCACGGGGAGAGGAAGGAUACAUCGCGUUCCGUGCGGAAGUGGCGACGGGCGUUAGAGGUGGUAUCGCAACUGACUCCAUUGCGGCAGCUAUACAUCGAGACUUGGAAGACGAAACGUUUAUCGACCAAAACCUUAACCAGACUCUAUAUGCCCUGCUGGUAUACUCUACCCCGGGACCACACAGCAUCGUGCAAGAAUCUCCCUCACACGCUCGAGUGCUUCUGGCGCACGCACUGGCGGCCUGCCGUAGAGAGCUGUGUAGAACUGGAGGGGAAGAGCGAGAGAUGCCACGCGAUAACCUCCACACUGCUACUACAUAUAUGUUUGCUGAUACACAGGUGGAGACAGUCCGUGUGACCUGUACCAUCCUAGGCGAGCUUCUCAGCCGGUGUCGCGACGUCUUGCGCAGUCAUUCCAGGAAUAGCUCUGGAUCUACCAAUACCCGUCGGCGACUGAAACUCUUCCGAGGUUCCAGUCGCAGAUACCAGCAAGCCGCCGUACAGGCUAUUCGUACCCAUGGUCAAAAGAUACAUUCCCAAUGGAACACAAUAUUGCAAUCCCUGGACUCUCUUGGGGAGUAUCUUAACCGCGUGGAAGACGGGUUCGAUCCGAAGUCUCCAGAUACCGACGGUAGCCCAUUUACCGCGCUCAAGCGAUGUCACUGGUCAGAAUGCCUCUGUAGUGUCUACAAGCCGAGCCAUCGCCUCCGAAUUUGUGAAGGUUGCUGGCGGGUUGCAUACUGCAACAAGAUUUGUCAGUCCAAGGACUGGUUAGAGCACGCACCCACUGUGGGCGGACAUCCAGUACCCGGUCUGGCUGAACCGAUUCGGCGCCAUAGCACGCAUAUAACCAGCUUUCGCUACCCUCUCGUUGUAUCGAUCGAACAGUCUGGGCCCUGGCACAACCUCUUGAACCAUGUGUUAUUAUCCGCGCAGUUCACUAGCAUCCUCUGUCGCGCUGCACAGUUGUCGUGUACUCACAUACCCUACCAUGCGCUAUCGUAUAGGUCAUUCGGUGAUGAUCUUGAUGCAAUAAUCCCCGGUACUCCUGUAGCCACGAAAAUAGACUCUCGAUGACCGAAAUUAUCGGAGGGAGAGGCGUCCACACGAUAGCUUAGCUGUCUGUCUCCUCCAUGCACAGCCAGUCGCCGUCAUCCUUGGAAAUGCAUCACAUGCCGGACCAUAUAGUUCGCCU
Molecule: messenger RNA, 1954 nt
Organism: Phanerochaete carnosa HHB-10118-sp
Lineage: Eukaryota; Fungi; Basidiomycota; Agaricomycetes; Polyporales; Phanerochaetaceae
Exons: 5
Coding region: 73-1836 (587 amino acids)
Source: RefSeq, a predicted model, not a curated record